AUUCAAAACACAAAGAUUUGUAAAUAUAUUUAAAAGACAAAUGCACAACAGGAAGUGACAAAUAUUGAGAAACAACACACACACACGAUAGGUUUUCAUUAUUUGGACGAGGUUAUACAAACGAGGGUUUUAUUUCCGGUUAGUUACAGCCUUGAAGAGGAACUCGGUUGCCUAGCGACCAGUGGACGUGUCGCGUCAGCUAGCCUGCUAGCUAAGUGGUUCGCUAACACAUGUCGUGUCGGUGAUGAAAUGCCUCUCAGAAGAAACGGAGCUCUGCAGCUGCUCCAGAGGGAAGUGGACGACACCAGGAAGCAGGUGGACAGUCUGCUGAAGGAUGUGCAGAGUCAGCUUGGAUCCACUGAAGAGGCGUCUCGCAGAUGUCAAGAACUGCAGCUGUCGGCAGAGAAGACACUGAGGACGCUGAGGAAACUGACAAAGGCUGAUGAGCUGGCUCCUGUGGGAAACUACGCCCAAAGGAAACAGGAAGAGGAGACACGACUGCAGAACGAGUUGGAGCGUCUGAACUCGCUCUCGCUGCAGCUCUCACCCCCAGGACCGAGCUCAGCCGCCGGUUAUUCUCCAAAGGAAGAAAGUGAUAACGACGACGAGGGCGAAGACAGUAACAGUGAUGAUGAUGAUGAUGAUGAUGAUGAUGAUGAUGAUGACAGUGAUGAGGAUGAAGAUGAGAAGCGAGCUGUGAACCCCCCCUCCCAGUCAGACUCUCCCAACUACAGAGUCCUCAGUGAUUUCCAAGGAGAGCAGGAGGGAGAUCUGUCUGUUCAGAGGGGGGGCGUGUUGAGGAUUAUCAGGAAGACGGCAGACGGAUGGUGGCUGGCUCAGGACGGUGAAGGCAACAGAGGAGUGGUUCCAAAAACCUACCUGAAGAUUGAUUCUGGUGUUGAUGACGACGAUGAUGAUGAAAAUGAGGAAGAGUCCUCUGAGGAGGAGGAAGAUGGGGAAGAGCUGACCGAUGACAAACAGAGUGGGGCGUCCCAUUCCAACUGGUCCACUGUGAGGAAGGCUCUGACUGAGAUUGAUGCGACAGAUGUGCUCUCUGCCAUGGGGGCUAUACCUUCAGGAUUUAGACCAUCAACUCUCAAUAAAUUGCUGGUGGAAGAAGGUGUAACGUACAGAGGGAGUCACCAUAUUCAGCCUGAUCUCAGCCAAUCACAGCUCUCCUUUAAGGACCUCUUUCUGGACCCUGACACUGGCAGGGUUCGAGCUCGGCAGGUCCGCACUUGUGUCUGCUUCACUUUGUGGAGCUGCAAGAUGAUUCCCACCCCAGGGGUCGGAGUUCAGGUCCUGAGCCGACACAUACGCCUCUGUGCCUUCGAUGGAACUCAGGUGUUGAGUAACAUCCACACAGUGCGGGCCACUUACACCCACAAGAGCCCAAAGACCUGGAGCUUCUCUCCCAGGAUGACAGGUGUCCUACCCGCCCUCCUGGAUGGAGACUGUUUCCUUCGCUGCAACUCUGCGUCUCCUGACCUCGGGAUCCUCUUUGAACUGGGAGUCACUUUUAUACGGAAUUCGACUGGGGAGAGAGGAGAACUGAGCUGCGGCUGGGCUUUCCUCAAACUGAGCGACGACACGGGAAAUCCACUCCCCAACAGGACCUAUGAGCUGCAGGUGAACGGGGGAACUCCCUAUGAGAAGGACGUGGCUAUGGAAGCUUCAGUCACCAGAGGAUCUCCAGCCGCUGGUGUCUUCCAGCAGAUGCUUCAGGCCAGACGGCAGCCGAGACUGAUCGUCAGGUUAAGAUCCACCAACAGUCGGACCAGAACGCAGCUCAGUCUCCUCCCUGACACUCUGCUGCACUGUCUGAGCUGCGUCCACCUGCUGGCUCUGCACAGACAACUGUUAGCUGACACACUGCUGAUGGACAGGCCCACCAUGCAGGAUGCAGAUCUAAUCUGCAGUCCGGUACUUUCUACAUUCCCUGUUCUGUUGGACCAAGUGGACCUGCUGGAUGCUCUCAGGGGUGCGUGGCUGGAAACUGAGAUCAACAUGAGCAGAGCACAGAAGAGAGACUUGUCUUUUGUCAAACAGGAGUUUGUGAAAGUCUACAUGUCGUCCGUCUAUUUCCUCCUCCACUCGCCCUCGCUGCCCCGUCACCGCUGGGCCGACCCCCCCUCAGAGGAGCAGCGGGCCAGAGCCAUCUACGCCACCCUGGAUUCUCUCAAACACCAGCAGCACACCACGGGCCAAUCAGGAUGUCCGGAGGUCUAUGUGGACCCCAUGCACCCCCACCUCGCCUUCGAUAUCACCGAGUUGACCUUUGACCUCCUCCAUGUCACUCAGGGGCAAAGUACAACUUGAGGAUUGAUUGUAUUUUUAUGAAAUAAUUUAAAUUUUUUAAAAUCAGGCAUCAGCUCGGUUUGCUAACGUGAAUAAAACCCUUGAAUGUGCCAUAAAUAUAUUUAUGAAACAUGUAAACUGAAAGAAUAAAGCUGCUAAUGUUCUAUA
This is a messenger RNA of Hippoglossus stenolepis (Pacific halibut), 2466 nucleotides long. It is a transcript of the gene nphp1, whose product is annotated as nephronophthisis 1. NCBI's taxonomy places the organism in Eukaryota, Metazoa, Chordata, Actinopteri, Pleuronectiformes, Pleuronectidae. The transcript has 20 exons. Gene Ontology annotation, molecular function: protein binding. The coding region runs from base 250 to 2319 and encodes 689 amino acids. Gene Ontology annotation, biological process: protein localization involved in establishment of planar polarity. Gene Ontology annotation, cellular component: cilium; cytoplasm. The record is from RefSeq and is a predicted model, not a curated record.